AUGAUAGCGCGCCAAACGACUUCGCAGGUGGACGUAAGAGGCUCGUCUGAAACCUGAGUGGUAUAUACUGUGAACGGCCCCCGGUCGCUGUCAAGAUGGGCUUGCUGGAGCGCUGUCAGGAGCUCUUUAGCACCUCCAGUCUGUACGAGGUUCUCGGCAUCACCAAGGCGUCGACGGAGGCAGAAAUCCGGCGGAGCUACUACAAAGUAUCGCUGAAAGUCCAUCCGGACCGAGCUCCCGACGACUCGCUGGCUACAGAGAAAUUCCAGGUGUUGGGUAAGCUGUACGCUGUGCUGAGCGAUAAGGAGCAGAGGGCUGUUUAUGAUGAGCAGGGUGUGGUCGACGAAGAGUCGGACAUCCUGAGUCAAGAUCGCUGCUGGGAAGACUACUGGAGGCUGCUGUUCCCAAAGAUUACAGUGCAGGACAUCCUGGAAUUUGAGCAGAAGUACAAGGGUUCUGAAGAGGAGCGGAAGGACUUGAUCCAGCUGUAUGUGCAGCACCAGGGCGACAUGGACGCCAUCACGUCUUCAGCCUUGUGCUGCUCCCAGGAAGAUGAGCCAAGACUCUGUGACAUCAUAAAGGAAGCCAUCAAGAGUGGAGAAGUCACCGCGUUUCCUGCCUUCACACAGGAGAACGAAAAGAAGAAGCGAGCUCGUAGAAAGCGGGCUGAUAGAGAGAGACGAGAAGCAGAAGAGCUGCAGAAGAAGAUGAGACUCGGUGAUCAGGACGACAGUCUUGUGAAAAUGCUCAAGCAAAAACAAGCAUCCAGAGAGCAGAACUUUAACAGUUUCCUGUCUGACCUUGAAGCAAAAUACUCCAAAACAAGUGGAAAAUCCAAAAAAGGACAAGAGGGAAAAAAGUGAAGUGUGACAUUACUACAGUGUUAAGUUGUGUAAAUAUUCGACUUCUGUUCAUUAAUAAAAAAAUAAA
This is a messenger RNA of Thalassophryne amazonica, 930 nucleotides long. RefSeq names its product DnaJ (Hsp40) homolog, subfamily C, member 9 (gene dnajc9). The record is from RefSeq and is a predicted model, not a curated record. Gene Ontology annotation, molecular function: heat shock protein binding. The transcript has 5 exons. Gene Ontology annotation, cellular component: cytoplasm; nucleus. Bases 96 to 863 code for a protein of 255 amino acids. NCBI's taxonomy places the organism in Eukaryota, Metazoa, Chordata, Actinopteri, Batrachoidiformes, Batrachoididae.